CUACGGCAGCUACUACUUGACAAGGAACAGCCUGGCUUUUGCAUCGCCGAUGAUGAUCCAGGACGCCUCCUUGGGGGUGAACAAGCUCAUGAUAGGGGGUCUGCUGUCCAUGCAAACGGUGGCAUAUGCCUUCAGCAAAGGCAUCAGCGGCGUUCUGGGGGCGUCGUUUUCUGCCACGGUCCUUCUGACGGGCGGCCUAAUGGCAACGGCGGCCUGCAAUAUUGCAUUUGGGUCCAGCUCUGUGUACAUGCUGUUCCUGCUGUUCUGGGGAAUGAAUGGCCUCCUACAGGGCAUUGGCGCCCCUGCGUGCGCCCGUCUCCUCACCAACUGGUUCAAGGGAAAGGAGCGCGGCACGUAUUGGGGCCUGUGGACGGCAUCCAACAAUGUUGGCGGCUUCGCUGCCCCACUGCUUGUGGGUAUGGCAGCCAAGACUGGGGGUUGGAGGUGGGGGUUCUACGCCCCAGGUUUAGUGGCCAUCUCCAUGGGCAUUAUGGCACUGCUGAUCAUGAAGGACUCGCCUGAGAAGGCAGGUUUCCUGCCUGUGGAGGUUUCCAAGAAGCCAAAAGCCACGAAGGGCGGUGCAACUGUGGGGUCACUGCAGGAGGUGGUGAAGAACGUGUAUGUGUGGCUAUUUGCACUCAACUAUUUCUUCGUAUACGUCGUGAGGCAGGGCAUUACGGCAUGGUUUGUGUUCUACUUGAUGCAGGCGGGAUCGGGCACUGACCUUGCCACGGCAGCGGUCCGGGUGUCCGGCCUGGAGCUCGGUGGCCUGCUGGGGAGCUUGUCGUCGGGCGCCAUCAGCGACUACCUGAUCAAGAAGAACGCCGGCAACGAGUCCGGAAACGUGGGCCUGCGCGUGCGAGUGGUCAUGUGCUACACGCUGGGCACGGCGGUCAUGCUGACGGCCUUCCGCCUCGCGCCCUCCGUCCCGCUGCUGCAGUGGCUGGCCGUGGCUGGAUGUGGGUUCAUGUUGUACGGCCCGCAGAUGCUCAUCGGCCUGUGCGGGGCAGAGACGGUCAGCAGGACGGCUGUCAGCGCAUGUCAGGGAUUCCUGGGGUGGGUGUCCUACCUGGGGGCUGCCAGCGCCGGUGUGCCCUUGGCGCUGAUCGUGGACAAGCUGGGCUGGAACGCCUACUUUGGCACGCUCAUCGGCGCGUGCGUCGUGUCGUUCCUGCUGGUGCUUCCGAUGAUCAACCUGUACUCGGAUGCGCAGAAGAACGAGAUGGCGGAAGCCAAGGCAGCAUGA
This is a messenger RNA of Ostreobium quekettii, 1246 nucleotides long. The record is from the annotation of a GenBank genome assembly. Lineage: Eukaryota; Viridiplantae; Chlorophyta; Ulvophyceae; Bryopsidales; Ostreobiaceae.